Messenger RNA from Drechmeria coniospora, 1059 nucleotides. RefSeq lists its product as uncharacterized. NCBI's taxonomy places the organism in Eukaryota, Fungi, Ascomycota, Sordariomycetes, Hypocreales, Ophiocordycipitaceae. The transcript is spliced from 3 exons. The record is from RefSeq and is a predicted model, not a curated record. The coding region runs from base 1 to 1059 and encodes 352 amino acids.
AUGGAUAUCUGGGAGUCGGUCGGCGGCCAAUGCGAGAAGCUCAGGACGCCGUCGUAUCUGGAGCUCUCCGUUUCCAUAUUCAUCCUCAUAGGGCUCUUGAUAUCGUACCUUCCCCAGCACUACCGCAUCAUAUCCAGAGGAACUGCCGAGGGCAUAUCGCCGUACUUUGUCCUCCUCGGCACGACCUCGGCGACGGCGGGCUUCGCCAACAUCCUCACCGUGCCGCCUUCUCGCGAAGUCAUCGGCUGUUGCAAAGAGAUUGAGGCCUUUGGAUGCGUCGCUGGCCUGCUGGGUGUUGCCCAGCUCGGCGUGCAGUGGCUGUGCUUCUGCCUCAUCCUCGUCUUGUUCCUCGUCUUCUUCCGAUACAGAGAGGCCAACGUGCCGCAGGAGGAGCUCGGGGGAGAGUCACCUAGAUGGCAGACGGCCAUCGUGGUCGGUCUCGUCUGCGUGCUCCACGGGCUGAUAACCAUCAUCGUCACCGGCUUCUUCGCCAUUGCCCUCCCGACCCACCUCACGACAUGGGCCAACUCUAUGGGAGUCAUGGCCGCCGCCCUCGCGGCCAUCCAGUACGUGCCGCAGAUCUGGAUGACGUACCACCUGAAGCACGUCGGAAGCCUGAGCAUUCCGAUGAUGUGCAUCCAGACCCCCGGCGGCUUCAUCUUUGCCGCCAGCCUGUAUGCGAGGCUCGGCCCGGCGGGUUGGAGCACGUGGGCCAUAUAUCUCCUCACGGCAUCGAUGCAAGGCGCCGUGCUUGUCAUGGGAGUGUACUACGAGAUUGCCGCUCGGCGACUCGACGGCGCCGAGCAGGGCGUACACGGUGGCCGUUCGUCGGCGAGCGUCCCGCGCCGGCCGUCGGCCAACAGAACCUACUCCGAGGGUUGGGAACGCGGACUGCCGGGUCCCUUUACGGGACACCCAGAGCGCUAUGCGGAUACCGAGGAAGAUCUAGACCAGAUACAGGCUCGCGAGGAGCGGGCAAUUGCGCGGGAGAAUCAGCCACUGCUGCGACCGGGCGGAAUUGGAAAUCCCCACAGGAACUACGAUGCGACCCGCGAUUGA